Molecule: messenger RNA, 2709 nt
Organism: Sardina pilchardus (European sardine)
Lineage: Eukaryota; Metazoa; Chordata; Actinopteri; Clupeiformes; Clupeidae
Product: inactive all-trans-retinol 13,14-reductase-like
Exons: 11
Coding region: 270-2099 (609 amino acids)
Source: RefSeq, a predicted model, not a curated record
UCUACUCCAGUCCACACACAUUCACCCGAGCCGCUGGGAAGACGUAUGAAUUUAUAAGCUCAAUUCGCAAACUAGUCUACAUCUUGCAUACAGAGUGCGAUUUUCACUUCAAAUUCACUCUUCAUCUGGGGUGUGUCUAGUUAAUGCAUUUAAUUAGUCUUGCAGCUGCUGUUCAUCGGCCCGCGCGCGCUAAAGACUGGUCUGGAGGAGUGCGCGCCGCGUGCUGACUCUUUCAUCAUUGGGCCCUCGUUUCCUGCAGCGCUUGGAGGAUGUGGCUGUUCAUCUUGGCCGUGUUUGCCGCUGUGGCGGCGGUUGGGGCGGCCGUGUUCAUUUACAGGUUUUUCAAGAAGCCCCCCAUCUUCACUGAGGAGUGUCUUCGUCCGCCUGCCCCUCUUGUGAUGGACCAGAAACAGAGAGACCAGGUUCUGAAGAAAGGUUUCCGUAGAGACUGCGUUCCGGACCACUUGGAUGCAGUUGUCAUUGGCAGCGGUAUCGGAGGCCUGGCGGCAGCGGCCGUGCUGGCUAAAGCUGGGAAGAGGGUCCUGGUGCUGGAGCAGCACGACCAGGCUGGUGGAUGCUGCCACACCUUUCAGAACCAGGGCUUUGAGUUUGAUGUGGGCAUCCACUACCUGGGGCAGCUGCACGAGAACAGCCUGCUGCGCGUGGCGCUGGACCAGAUCACGGAGGGCCAGCUGCAGUUCGCCCGGCUGGAGCAGCACUUCGACACGGUGGUCAUCGGGCAGGGCGCCGGCCGCAGGGAGUACCACGUCGUCUCGGGCAAGACGGAGAUGCACGAGUGCCUGAGCAGACAGUUCCCAGAGGACACGAAGGCCGUGGACGAGUUUAUGAGGCUUAUGAAGCUGUCGUCCCGUCACACCCCUCUCUUCUCCAUGCUGAAACUGGUGCCCUUGUGGCUGGCGCGACUGCUGAUCCGCUGCGGGCUGCUGGGCCUCCUCUCCCCCGUGUUCGGCCUCUCCUCCACCAGCCACUCCCUCCUCAUGUCCAGCCUGAGCCACAACAAGGACCUGCACGUCCUCUCAGCGUACCUCUUCUACGGUGUGCCGCCAAAAAACUCCAGUUUCCUCAUGAACGCACUGCUCCUGCAUCACUACAAGCGAGGGGCCUACUACCCACAAGGUGGCGCCAGCGAGUUUGCCUUCCACAUCAUCCCAGUGAUCCAGCGAGCUGGAGGCUCCGUGUUGGUUAGAGCGCCGGUCCAGCGCAUCCUGAUCAACCAGCAGGGCUCUGCAUACGGGGUGACUGUAAGAAAAGGUGAAGAGGAAGUUGAGGUGUUAGCCCCUGUAGUCAUCUCAGAUGCUGGCAUGUUCAACACUUUUCAGAAAUUCCUUCCUUCAGACGUGCACUCCAAACCAGAAGUCCGGAGGCUGCUAAGUAUGGUCCAGCAUGGAAUGGGCUCCUUUCUGGUGUUUGUGGGUCUGGACGGUACGAAGGAAGAGCUCGGUAUUGUCUCCACUAGUUUCUGGAUGUACAAGCAUAAUGACCUGGACCAGCUAAUGGAGCAUUACAGUUCUCUUGGUAGAGAGGAGGUACUGGGAAACAUCCCCAUGAUGUUCAUAACUUUCCCAUCUGCCAAAGACCCAACAUCCAGCAUUCGCCAUCCAGGGAAGUCCUGUAUGACGCUGCUGACCAUGGCCAAGUAUGAGUGGUUUGAGGAGUGGAAGGACACCAGGCUGAGCCGUAGAGGCGCUGACUACGAGGACUUUAAGAUGAGCAUGGCCAAGGAGCUGCUGGAGUGGGCUCUUCAGAUGUUCCCUCAGCUCAGGGACAAGGUGGUGUUCAUGGACGCCGCUACCCCGCUGACCAACGUCCACUACCUCGGAGCCCCGCGCGGACAAAUGUACGGAGCGGAGCACAACCUCAGCCGCUUCGACCUUGAGGCGGUGGCCAGCAUACGGGCCCAGACGCCGGUCCAAGGGCUCUUCUUAACAGGCCAGGAUGUGUUCUGUAACGGGAUGGCGGGCGCGCUGCACGGCGGCCUCAUGUGUGCGUCUGCUGUGCUGGACCGCGUCCUCUACGUCGACCUGCUGAUGCUGAAGAAGAAGCUGAAGAGGCAGCGAGCCCUGAAGAGGAAAGCCUAGGACACGCCCAUCUCCAACAUGGCAGGAGCCUCACCAGGGGGGUAUGGCAGGUACGUGGUUUAGGGACACACCUGGGUAAGUUAACUCCUACAACGAGAGCCCAAUGGACCAGUUGCGCGAAAGGCUCUCGAUGAGCUUGUUUGUUUCCAGCCAGGUGUGUUUGAACCUGCGGCUAUUCUGAAUGUGAUUAGUGUCUACACGUCCUUCAUCGUAACGUGUUGAUUCACCAGGUGCAACAUCUAACCAGAUCCGUGUAGACACUGAUUACAUUCAGAAUAGUGGCAGGUUCAAAUACACCUGGCUCCACAGGAAUAAGCGAGCUCACCUAGAGCCUUUCAUGCCACUAGUUAAUGGCAUUGUUUUGUUAGGAGAAUAAAGCCGUGCGGCUCCUCUAUCAGGAGGUUUACCAUUUACUCUGAGUUAACUUACCCAGGUGUGUCACUAAACCACGUACUUGAGUGGUAUGAAAUGGAUAUUAAACAUCCACACUUUCACAACUACAACUUCGACUUGUCCCACCUCAGUAUUUUAAAACAUUUAAUGGGGUGAAAUUGAUUACACCAUUAAAUUUAUCUUCACAUUCAUUCAUUCAGUUAGCAGACAUGUUUAU